Messenger RNA from Huiozyma naganishii CBS 8797, 2034 nucleotides. RefSeq names its product pepsin-like aspartic protease. The coding region runs from base 1 to 2034 and encodes 677 amino acids. NCBI's taxonomy places the organism in Eukaryota, Fungi, Ascomycota, Saccharomycetes, Saccharomycetales, Saccharomycetaceae. The transcript has a single exon. The record is from RefSeq and is a predicted model, not a curated record. Gene Ontology annotation, molecular function: aspartic-type endopeptidase activity. Gene Ontology annotation, biological process: proteolysis.
AUGAUAAUUGAUUUUGUAUUAGUUGCCUUUUGGAGCACUUUGGUAGUGUGCGGGAAUGUCAAUCUCCCCUUCAAGAGAGUGCGUCAGAGUCCUCAGCUCGUACGGAGAGAAGACGGGGACUCCGUUCACCUGGGGAAGCAGACAGGUUUCUAUUCCAUUGAUCUGGCCAUUGGAACCCCCAGUCAGAAAGUCACUGUGCUGCUUGACACAGGGUCCUCCGAUCUGUGGGUCACUGGCGCGAACAAUCCUUACUGCCAAACCUCAUUGAGUAGUGAGUGUAAGGAGUAUGGUACCUUUGACUAUGGUCAAUCGAGCACUUUCCAAGAUAGAAACAGUGCCCUUAAGAUAAAUUAUCAAGAUGGUACGAAAGUGGAUGGCAGAUGGGGGGUUGACACUUUGGAGUUGAACAACGGUGCAAUUCAAUUGCAGAAUACUAUGAUUGGGGUUGCAGACUCCAGUGAUUCCGUAGCAGGUGUAAUCGGGUUAGGAUUUCCAGGUUUGGAGACUACAAAUAAUGUCCAGGCAAAUGGGGAGUCCUACACCUACGCUAAUUUCCCCAUGCAGUUGAAGCAACAGGGGGUGACAGACGCCACUGUUUUUGCAAUUGCGCUGGACAACAGCUACGGCGGGGAUAUUUUGUUUGGUGCUGUUGAUGAGGGGAAGUAUAUAGGAGGGUUGUACACUUUACCUGUCGUGAACAGCCGCGGGACAGCGACUCCCAUCAGGAUGGAGGUCACUUUACAAGGUAUUGGGGUGGACAGUGACGGUGGUGACCAGGAGACAUUUUCGUCGACACCAAUGCUGGCGUUGGUGGACUCCGGUUCCACGAUGGUUUAUUUGCCUGAGCUCAUUGCGACGGCAAUUUACAACAAAGUAGGGGCUCGGUACGAUGGCUCAUCUGAAAUGUACACCAUUGAUUGUGGAACGAAUGUCGAAAACGACAAUUUAAUCUUUGAUUUCGGCGGGUUUCAUAUAUCGACACCAGUCUCGAACUAUAUCAUAACCGAUCAAAGAUCGAGCAACGGGCAGUGUCUCUUUGGUAUUCUGUCCCAGAGCGGCAAUACCGUUGUUCUCGGCGAUACUUUUCUGAGCAGCGCGUACGUUGUGUUUGAUUUGGACCACUACGAGAUCUCCAUGGCACAGGGGAACUCCAAUAAUGGGGAUGGGAACGUCAAGGAUGUUACCAGUGGUACUAUACCUAAUGCCAGGAAGGCGCCGAUGUACUCCCAGACGUGGUCAACGAAUGCACCUGUCACGAGUGGCGGUAAUAUCUUCACCCUGGGGAGCACCAGCAGCAAAACUCCAGACUCUAGCAGCACCCAUGAGACUCGGUCUAGUAUUUCCACGGAAUCGUCCAUCUCUCCUUCUUCCUCCACUACUGGAAGGACUACCAGUAGUAGCACACAUUCUACAUCAACACAAACUUUGUCGUCACAUCAAAGUAGCACCAGAGUAGUAUCUUCUACGACGUCUUUAAGAGUGACUAGCAGUAGCAUUCGCAGUAGCAUUUCUGAGCACAAGGUUUCCAGUUCUACAAGGAAGACCUCCAGCAAGCGCACUACGGCAUCUUCGAAGCACCAUACGUCGCCGAGUGUAUCCAGCAGAUUGUCAACAAUAUCCUCAAAGAAAACCACAGCAUCAUCCGUUUCCUCCAUCCACCACCCCAUGAGUUCAUCCAUUUCAACGAGGAACCACACCUUGAGUACCACUACAGCGUCGCAUCAAGCGUCCUCUGGCGGCAAGAACUCUUUGUCCUCUAAGGUGACCUCGAUUCAGCAGAGAAACACCAGUAGCACCCGAACCUCUGCGCUUGCUUCUCCGACCACAAGAUCUCAGGAGGGAUCAGACGUGCCUGCAUCAAGCAGUCUCCUGCGGGCGAGUACUGCCGCCAGAACAUCCCCUGAGGAGAGCUCCACAGCGAAACCCAAGAAGAACUCCGCAGCGUCCCCCGCAGUGGGACAGAGCACAAUAGCACAUUACCGCGUAUUGUUCUUGUGCAUAGUUCUCGCAGAGCUCCUUCCCCUUUUGGUCUAA